ACAAGAGUUUUAAGCCGAUAUUAUCGAUAUUACCAUUCUUCCUCUCUUCACUCAAAGGCAAGCUGAACUACUAUUUGCCCAAAUGGAUGCGUUUAAUUUUCCAUCAAGCACAGCCUCAGAUAUAGCCCAUUUUAUUCAGCUCUAUUCUUCCUCUACAAUUCUUUCCAUUCUCCUCUCCGCAAUUGUUCUAAUAACUGUUCUCUCUCUCCAUAGAACGCAAAACCACUACUCCCUAAAACUCCCCCCUGGUAACUUAGGCUUCCCUCUGAUUGGAGAAACAAGACAAUUCUUGAAGGCGCUACGAUCAGACACAACACAACAGUUUUUCGAUGAGAGAGUGAAGAAAUUCGGGGCCGUUUUCAAGACAAAUAUAACUGGGCAUCCCACAGUAGUACUAUGGGGGCCAGCGGGAAACCGUCUGAUUCUGUCGAACGAGGGGAAGCUGGUGCAGAAUUCAUGGCCAGAGUCUUUCAUGCGGCUCUUAGGAAAGGAAUCAAUCGGCUCCAAAAGUGGAGAGGAGCACCGCAACAUACGUUCUGCACUAGUCCGAUUUCUGGGUCCUCAAGCAUUACAGAGGUAUAUGCCCCAAAUGGAUCUGGAAAUCCAACGCCAUAUCAAUGAAAAAUGGCUGGGGGAAACCCAAGUGAAGAUGGUUCCUCUGGUGAGGGAGCUAGUCUUUGCCAUUGGGACUGCGUUGUUUUUUGGUUUACGUGAGGAGAAAGUGAGAAGACAGAUUUAUCAUCUUUUCGAAACUGUUGUUCUGGGUGCGAUGUCUGUUCCGCUAGACUUACCAGGAACUCGUUAUCGCAGAGCCUGUGAGGCUCGCGCAGAGAUUGAUGAAAUUCUGUAUUCUUUAAUAGAGAAAAGAAGAGCUAAGCUGAGUUCAGAAAUGGCGUCUAGUGAUGAUGAUUUGCUGACCACCUUGCUUACAUUCAGAGAUGAAAGAGGGAAUCCAUUCACAGAGGAGGAGAUCCUCGAUAACUUCAAUGGGAUGCUUCAUGCAUCGUAUGAGAGCACAGUUUCGACUCUAACGUUGUUUUUUAAGGCCUUGUCCUCCAAUCCGGAGUGCUAUGAAAAAGUUGUUCAAGAACAAAUGGGAAUUCUUUCAAAUAAAAAGGAUGGAGAAGAAAUCGGCUGGAAAGAUAUUAAGGAAAUGAAAUAUACAUGGCAAGCUAUUCAAGAAUCAAUGCGCAUGGUUCCUCCAGGUUUUGGAGGAUUUCGCAAGGCCAUCACUGAUAUUCAUUACGAGGGUUAUAUAAUUCCAAAGGGAUGGAAGCUUUUAUGGACAAGUUAUAGCACUAAUUUGAAAGAAGAGUACUUCAGUGAGCCAGAGAAAUUCAUGCCUUCACGAUUCGAUAACGAGGGAAGGAAUGUUGCUCCUUACACAUUCUUACCUUUUGCAGCAGGUCUGCGAACUUGCCCAGGAUGGGAAUUUUCAAAGACAGAGAUAUUACUUUUCACGCAUCAUUUUGUUAAGACUUUUUCGAGGUAUACAGCAAUUGAUCCAAAUGAAAAAGUAUCAGCAGAUCCAUUCCCUCCUCUCCCACGUAAUGGUUUUCCUGUAAAACUUUUUCCCAGAUCCUAAACCAAUCCAUUGAGGCAAUUAUGGAAGUUUUUCAAGAGCUAGUAAAUAGAUGUCGUAAUAGAUUAAAGAUUGUAGCUUAGUUGUAGACUCGGUAUUUAACUUUUGCUAUGAAAUAUAUAUUCUCAAUCUUUGUCC
Messenger RNA from Cryptomeria japonica (Japanese cedar), 1720 nucleotides. RefSeq names its product taxane 10-beta-hydroxylase. The record is from RefSeq and is a predicted model, not a curated record. Gene Ontology annotation, molecular function: heme binding; oxidoreductase activity, acting on paired donors, with incorporation or reduction of molecular oxygen; monooxygenase activity. Gene Ontology annotation, biological process: sterol metabolic process. The transcript has 3 exons. Bases 83 to 1585 code for a protein of 500 amino acids. NCBI's taxonomy places the organism in Eukaryota, Viridiplantae, Streptophyta, Pinopsida, Cupressales, Cupressaceae.